Molecule: messenger RNA, 348 nt
Organism: Miscanthus lutarioriparius
Lineage: Eukaryota; Viridiplantae; Streptophyta; Magnoliopsida; Poales; Poaceae
Source: the annotation of a GenBank genome assembly
AUGUACAGGGCUAAGAGGGCUGCUUCGCUCAAAGCAAAGCGCCGCGUUGGCAAGUAUGAGCUCGGACGCACCAUUGGGGAAGGAAAAUUUGCAAAGGUCCGGAUCGCCAAGAACAUGGAGAACUGGGAUCAUGUUGCUAUCAAAAUUCUUGACAAGGCAAAGGUUCACAAGAACAAACUAGCUGAACAGGUGAUGGGAAGUAAAACAAGGAUUUACAUUGUGCUGGAGUUUGUUAUGGGUGGAGAGCUCCAUGAUAUCAUUGUAAGCACUGUUGUAUCAUUGCCAAUGCUUCCUCUGUCAUUUGACCUUAUUCUUUUCUCAUCAAUGAUAAUUUAUAUAGCAUGCUAG